Camelus dromedarius (Arabian camel) is the source of this 803-nucleotide messenger RNA. RefSeq names its product Sin3A associated protein 18 (gene SAP18). Gene Ontology annotation, cellular component: nucleus. The transcript has 4 exons. NCBI's taxonomy places the organism in Eukaryota, Metazoa, Chordata, Mammalia, Artiodactyla, Camelidae. The coding region runs from base 33 to 551 and encodes 172 amino acids. The record is from RefSeq and is a predicted model, not a curated record. Gene Ontology annotation, biological process: negative regulation of DNA-templated transcription. Gene Ontology annotation, molecular function: transcription factor binding; transcription corepressor activity.
UCGAGCCUCUCCUCGCGAGAACUGUGGUUCUCAUGCUCGCGGCGGGGGUCGGAGGUCAGAGCGAGCGUCUCGCGGGCCGCAGAAGGAAGAUGGCGGUGGAGUCGCGCGUUACCCAGGAGGAAAUCAAGAAGGAGCCGGAGAAGCCCAUCGAUCGGGAGAAGACCUGCCCGCUGCUGCUGCGCGUGUUCACCACCAACAACGGCCGCCACCACCGCAUGGACGAGUUCUCCCGCGGGAACGUGCCGUCCAGCGAGCUGCAGAUCUACACCUGGAUGGACGCAACCUUGAAAGAACUGACUAGUUUAGUGAAAGAAGUCUACCCAGAGGCUAGGAAGAAGGGCACACACUUCAAUUUUGCAAUUGUUUUCACGGAUCUUAAAAGGCCCGGGUAUAGAGUCAAGGAGAUCGGCAGCACCAUGUCUGGGAGGAAGGGGACGGAUGACUCCAUGACCCUGCAGUCACAGAAGUUCCAAAUAGGAGACUACUUGGACAUAGCGAUCACCCCCCCAAAUCGGGCACCACCUCCUUCGGGACGCAUGCGACCAUAUUAAAUUUUAUUUGCUAUUUCUUGAAUUUAUUUUUCAUUCAGUUAUGUAAAAUAAACUGCUUUCUCCUCCCCCCUUAUUGCCAUUAAGCCUUUAAACUAAACAAAUUGUAAUGCAUCUAUUUAGCAAUUAGACUUGGCUUUGCUAUGGUAUGAAUGUUAAUAGGAAGUCCUUAUGUUUCAAGUUCUGUAAAAUAUGAAGAAAAGUGCUCUUAGCAUUCUAUGUAAAACUGUAUUGUUAAAUAUAUGUUGCAGUCAA